AUGAAGAGGAAAAAGUCGCUGGUGCAAGGACGGCCGCCGACAGUGAAGAAGCCGGCAGCGUCGCUAUCGGCCAGAGCGACCCGCGACCUCAUCAGGAGCCACCACCAGCUACACAAGGCGCGCGCAAGGGCAGCGGCAGAGGGCAACGAGGAGCUGGUGCGGCAACUGGAUGGCGAGAUCGCGGCGAAGGGCGGGCUGAAGAGCUACCAGCUCGCCAGCAAGAAGGGCCAGUCGAAGGAGCGCGGAGGAGAUUCCAGCCAUAUCCUGCUGCAAUGGCUGAAGCCGUUUCUCAGCAGUAUCGAAGCACAUACGGAAAGCGAUGGAAGUAAACUACGAGUGCUGGAAGUUGGCGCGUUGAGCAGCAGGAAUGCCUGCUCGAUGGUGAAGACGCUGGGCGUUACGAGGAUCGAUUUGCAUUCGCAGGAGGCGGGCAUACUACAGCAGGAUUUCAUGGAACGACCGCUGCCCACUGCCGAGGAGGACAGGUUUCACAUCAUCAGCUUGUCCUUGGUGCUCAAUUACGUCCCUGACCCCACGGGUAGAGGCGAGAUGCUGCGUCGGACAGUCGAGUUUCUCACGUCGAGUGUCAAGGCGGAGGUUCUGCCAGCGCUGUUCCUGGUGCUGCCGGCCGCCUGUGUGCUGAAUUCAAGAUACCUGACCGAAGAGAGGCUAGACGAUAUCAUGGCAUCUCUCGGAUAUCAGCAACUGCAAAGAAAAGUAUCUUCAAAGCUCAUUUACUACCUAUGGAGAUACUGCGAUGUUCACGUUAGAACCAGAGGCGCUGGCUAUCCAAAGCAGAUCAUAAACCCGGGUCCAGGCAGGAAUAACUUUGCUGUUGUUCUAAAGCCUUCUGUUUGA
Nannizzia gypsea CBS 118893 is the source of this 858-nucleotide messenger RNA. RefSeq lists its product as hypothetical. The coding region runs from base 1 to 858 and encodes 285 amino acids. The transcript has a single exon. Lineage: Eukaryota; Fungi; Ascomycota; Eurotiomycetes; Onygenales; Arthrodermataceae. Gene Ontology annotation, cellular component: nucleolus. Gene Ontology annotation, molecular function: rRNA (adenine) methyltransferase activity. The record is from RefSeq and is a predicted model, not a curated record.